Scheffersomyces amazonensis is the source of this 1169-nucleotide messenger RNA. Its product is annotated as tRNA 1-methyladenosine methyltransferase subunit. The record is from RefSeq and is a predicted model, not a curated record. Gene Ontology annotation, molecular function: tRNA (adenine(58)-N1)-methyltransferase activity. Gene Ontology annotation, cellular component: tRNA (m1A) methyltransferase complex; nucleus. Gene Ontology annotation, biological process: tRNA methylation. The transcript has a single exon. The coding region runs from base 22 to 1086 and encodes 354 amino acids. NCBI's taxonomy places the organism in Eukaryota, Fungi, Ascomycota, Pichiomycetes, Serinales, Debaryomycetaceae.
AUAGACUAUAAAAGCUAAAGGAUGUCCUUUUAUAAAUAUAAAGACUAUAUAGAAGAAGGAGAUCUUGUGCUUGCCUUUAUAAGUAGGCAAACGAUUAAACCUUUGACUGUUAAAAAGGGUGAACAAUUGAAUACAAGAUAUGGACAUUUCCAACAUGAUAGAAUGAUUGGAAUGAAAUAUGGUGAACAAAUGGGUGGUGCAAGAGGUUAUGGAUUUAUAUAUUUACUUCAUCCUACUCCCGAAUUAUGGUCAAUUUCUUUACCUCAUAGAACUCAAAUUGUAUAUACGCCUGAUUCAUCUUAUAUUAUGCAAAGAUUAAAUGUUACAAGUGGAACAAGAGUAAUAGAAGCAGGAACUGGAUCAGGAUCAUUUACUCAUGCAUUUGCUAGAACAGUAGGACCAGAAGGAAGAGUAUUUUCCUAUGAAUUCCAUGAACCAAGAUACUUGGAAGCAAAGAAAGAAUUUGUAGAACAUGAACUUCAAAAUACUUUAAUAACACAUCGUGAUGUUUGUAAUGAUGGAUUUGAAAUUAAUAAUAUUCCAGAAGAAUUUUCUCAAGAUGGUUUAAUAAAUGGUGAUGUUAUAUUUUUAGACUUACCUGCUCCAUGGACUGCUAUUGAGCACCUUGAUAAAGUAAUUUCCAAAAAGAAUAGAGUUGGAAUUUGUUGUUUUUCACCAUGUAUAGAGCAAGUGGAUAAAACCAUAAAGGCACUUCAAGAUAAUGGAUGGAUAAAUAUUCAAAUGACAGAAAUUGCUGGUAGAAGGUGGGAAGCUAGAAAAGAUAUGGUUAAAGAUCUUAAAGAUGUUGUUAAAAGAUUAAAAGAUAUUCAAUCAAGAAAGAGUCAAGGAAUUGAAAAUAGAAGAAGUAUUAAAGUUGCUGGUGAGAAAAGAGAUUUUGAAGAAGUAGAUAAUGAUAGUGAAGAAGAUCAAUUAAAGGGUAAAGGAUUUAAUCCAUUUGGGAAAGGAACUAGAAUUAAAGAAGGUGAUGAAAUUUAUGAUUGGAGAAAUGUUACUAAAAUUGAAACAGAAAUAAAGACUCAUACAUCAUAUCUUACAUUUGCAUACUUUAUUCCAUCAGAUAACUAAUUUAAUAUAAUGUAGUUAUAUAUAGGAAAAAUAUAAUAUAAAAUAUAAAAUAUAAAAUAUAUAAAAAAUAUAUUUUAGCAUCC